Molecule: messenger RNA, 706 nt
Organism: Acromyrmex echinatior (Panamanian leafcutter ant)
Lineage: Eukaryota; Metazoa; Arthropoda; Insecta; Hymenoptera; Formicidae
Biological process (GO): sensory perception of smell; detection of chemical stimulus involved in sensory perception of smell
Cellular component (GO): plasma membrane
Molecular function (GO): odorant binding; olfactory receptor activity
Source: RefSeq, a predicted model, not a curated record
UCCAUUCUGGCCUUGUAUAUUUGAUGUAAUUCUGGCUAUAAACAAUUCCCGAUCACGCUCUGCAGCGAUUUAUACUCUAACAGAAUAUUUUGUUGAUCAAGAAAACUUUUCCUACUUAAUUCUUUUGCAUACAAACGCAGCCUCGUGUAUAGGAGCAACUGCAAUGGUAGCAACAGGCACGAUGCUGAUAGCGUACCUCAAACAUAUUUGUGGAAUGUUUAGUAUUGCAAGUUUCCGUAUUAAGAAGGCAAUGACAAUUAAUAUGCAACAAGAUGUUACUGAAGAAAAAAUGGUUAUAAUUUAUAAAGGAAUAAUCUGUGCGAUAGACAUUCAUCGCAAAGCUACAGAGUUUUCUCAAGUCUUUAUAAAGAGUUUUGAAGGAUCUUUCUUUUGUUUAAUAGCGGCUGGUAUGGUUUGCUUAACCAGCACUCUUGUUCAAAUCAUAUCAUAUAAUAGCACAGAGCAACUUGUAUUACAUUUUAUAUACUUAAGUGUCCUCUACAUGUACAUGUUUCUGUCCAAUUAUAUCGCACAAGAUAUUACAGAUCACAAUGAAUACGUAUUUGCUACAGUAUAUAACGUAGAAUGGUACAUGGCUCCGUUACACAUACAAAAAAUGAUGUUAUUUCUACUGCAAAAGGGUACAAAGGCUUUUCAUUUGAUUCUCGGUGGAAUAUUCAUUGCGUCACUGGAAAGUGCUGCUACG